GAGGGGGAGCAACGGCGCCGCAGGCCCUCACCAGUGCGCAUGCGUGGCUCUCCGGCGCGGGUCCGUACUCCAGAGUGGAAAAAAUCUCGCGGACGCUGGGCCCUGCGUCCGACGCAGUCAUCGCUCGCCUGCACGGCCUUCCACAAAGAACUGCGGUGCGCUCAGACCAAGAGGAACCUUGAGGGUCAUGUCAAGUUCGACACUGCUAGAACCAGAGCUGAGAGAGGCAGAGACGAUGGGUGAUGAGACGACAAGGUUCGAGGAGCUGCUGUUGCAGGCUUCCAGGGAGCUCCAGCAAGCCCAGGCAGCCACAACAGAAUCCACACAGAUCCAGCCUCAGCCUGGUUUCUGCAUAAAGACCAACUCAUCGGAAGGGAAGGUUUUCAUCAACAUCUGUCACUCUCCCUCCAUCCCUCCUCCGGCUGACUUGACUGAGGAUGAGCUGCUUCAAAUGCUAGAGGAGGACCAAGCCGGCUUUCGGAUCCCCAUGAGUCUGGGAGAGCCUCAUGCUGAGCUGGAUGCAAAAGGCCAGGGCUGCACGGCAUAUGAUGUAGCUGUCAACAGCGAUUUCUACCGGAGGAUGCUGAACAGUGAUUUCUUGCGGGAGCUCGUGAUCACCAUCGCCAGGGAGGGCCUUGAGGAUAAGUACAACUUACAGCUGAAUCCGGAAUGGCGCAUGAUGAAGAACCGGACUUUCCUGGGCUCCAUUUCGCAGCAGAACAUCCGCUCCAAGCAGCGUCCUCGGAUCCAGGAGCUGGGGAACCUACAUGUGCCUGACUCCCGGGGCCCUGAGGGAAGCCCCCUAGUCUUGUCCUCCCUCAGCCCUGAGAAGCCGCACCUGAGCCUUUGGCUGGAAGCCCCCGACCUCCUCUUGGCUGAAAUUGACCUCCCUAAACUGGAUGGAACUCUGGGGCUGUUGCUGGAGAUUGGAGAGAAUCGCCUGGUGAUGGGGGACUCCCAGAAUCUGUAUCACCUGGAUGCCUACAUCCCGCUGCGGAUCAACUCUGAGGAAAGCAAAGCGGCCUUCCACCAGAAGCGAAAGCAACUGAUGGUGGCCAUGCCCCUGCUAUCUGUGCCUUCUUAACCAGCGUAUCUCCCCAUUCUUGCAAAUGGAGAAUUCUAAAAUUGAAUUCUAAAAUUGAAAUAAAAGAUUUUUGCCUUUUUCCUGA
This is a messenger RNA of Cavia porcellus (domestic guinea pig), 1169 nucleotides long. RefSeq names its product PIH1 domain containing 1 (gene Pih1d1). Lineage: Eukaryota; Metazoa; Chordata; Mammalia; Rodentia; Caviidae. The coding region runs from base 188 to 1084 and encodes 298 amino acids. Gene Ontology annotation, biological process: rRNA processing; box C/D snoRNP assembly. Gene Ontology annotation, cellular component: cytoplasm; ribonucleoprotein complex; R2TP complex. The record is from RefSeq and is a predicted model, not a curated record. The transcript has 10 exons.